CACCGCCAUUCAAUUUUCUAUAUUAUCUUUUUAUUUUUAUCGGAUAUCUAAUCAGACUACUAAUGACUAUUUAUCGAAAAUAUCGACAUCGUAUAUCAGGUAAUAUUUUCUUAAAUAAUGAUUGACAUUUUACUUCUUGAUUUCUGUUUAGUGACUGGCGAUGUUCCACCAAUCGAACGAAUUGCUAUAGAACAGAAUAGUAUUCAAGAGGAUGAGUUUAAAAUUACUGAUGCAAUGCAACGUGAAAGUGCGAUAGCUGAUGAUUAUUGGAGAUAUACAUUGAAAUAUAGAAAGAAAGACCAAAUGGAAAUUGCAUUACAUGAUAUUGAACAAAAACUUCAUGAUGUAAGACAGCAAUCAGAUGUUAUUACUCAUAAUAGAAGUAAUAAUUCAUAUUCGUAUCAAUUAUCGAAUGAUGUUCAAGAUUCUCUUCAAUUAGAAGAUUAA
This is a messenger RNA of Adineta steineri, 447 nucleotides long. Lineage: Eukaryota; Metazoa; Rotifera; Eurotatoria; Adinetida; Adinetidae. The record is from the annotation of a GenBank genome assembly.